GUUAUGAACGUGGACCCAUUUACCAUUCAUCACAUACGAACUAGCCAUAAAUCAUCUCUUCCAGAAGUUCUGAUGGAUUAUGUCUGGGCACAGGAAUGUUUUGAUUCCAGUGCCCAGUAUCCAGACGUGACCCAGGUAUCAGGAUCCUCGCUAAAGGCUUCGAGUCAGGCAGAUGACACGCUAAAAAAAGGAGCUAUUUUCCGGGAGAUGGCCUACUCAGGACGCAGGGCAUCGUAUUAUUUACUUCUCCGACUGCUUCUAUCACGACUGCCAGUUGUCGUGAGGACCAUGGUUUUAGGACUAGUCGACUUUCUAUACGGAGGUUAUACCCAUUCCUCUAUAUGGCAACAAAACCGUGACAGGCUCCUGAUCAUCUUGAGUUAGACGGAUCAGGCAUCCUUUGCUACGUUUGUGAAAUAUGCGGAUAUACUGUUCCUUACGUUGCGUUGUCAGUGUGUGUAAUUCUAAUCAUUGAAGGACAAGGUACAACGUGAUUGAACUGUACCAAGUAUUGAUAUACGUUCCUCUUUCACUUUAAAUUCAGACCAAGUAGUCCGCUUCUUCUUCACGUCGUCAACGCAUCAACAUUCAUACAGCGUCGACCUUC
Serpula lacrymans var. lacrymans S7.9 is the source of this 607-nucleotide messenger RNA. RefSeq lists its product as uncharacterized. Lineage: Eukaryota; Fungi; Basidiomycota; Agaricomycetes; Boletales; Serpulaceae. The coding region runs from base 4 to 384 and encodes 126 amino acids. The record is from RefSeq and is a predicted model, not a curated record. The transcript is spliced from 4 exons.